Molecule: messenger RNA, 5223 nt
Organism: Tachysurus vachellii
Lineage: Eukaryota; Metazoa; Chordata; Actinopteri; Siluriformes; Bagridae
Gene: prkg1a
Product: protein kinase cGMP-dependent 1a
Exons: 18
Coding region: 362-2416 (684 amino acids)
Biological process (GO): protein phosphorylation
Molecular function (GO): cGMP-dependent protein kinase activity; ATP binding
Source: RefSeq, a predicted model, not a curated record
GUUAGCAGAAUAGUAUGUAGUUUAGUGGGUCGUAUCGUAGUUGAGGAAUCCUAGUCGUGAGGAAGUCCCGCACGUGUGACGCACGCGAGAAAGAGCCGGAACUGUCACAGCGCGAGGACACACCACAUUCUCCAGCACAGAUGCGUGUGCUGCGUGUGUUGAUCACGUCGUUACCUUUUUCUAGACGCGGCCAACUUCGCUGUUCCUCUAGGAUUAAACACAUAAGUGCGUUGUGUGUCUGUCAGAAGCGGAUCGAAUAGUGAGGAAAGUUAGAAAAGUGUCGCGCGGCAGGGAGAGAGAGAGGGAGAGUGUGUGCGUGCGUGUGUGCGUGUGUGUGUGAGUAAGAGAGCGCGCGCGAGCCAUGGGCACUUUGAGAGACCUUCAGUACGCGUUACAGGAGAAGAUCGAAGAGCUGAGACAGAGAGAUGCGCUCAUUGAUGAACUGGAGCUUGAACUGGACCAGAAAGACGAACUCAUUCAGAAACUACAGAACGAGUUGGAUAAAUACCGCUCCGUGAUCCGACCGGCGACUCAGCGCGUGCACAAGGAAAGAGACCUGCAGGAGCAGCAGCGCACCAAGAGGCAGGCGAUCUCCGCUGAGCCCACUGCCUUCGACAUCCAGGACCUGAACCAUGUUACGCUACCCUUCUACACCAAGAGUUCACAGUCCAAGGACUUGAUCAAAGAAGCCAUCUUAGACAAUGACUUCAUGAAGAACCUGGAGCUGUCCCAGAUCCAGGAGAUAGUGGACUGCAUGUAUCCAGUAGAAUAUGGCAAGGACAGCUGCAUCAUUAAAGAGGGUGACGUAGGGUCGCUCGUCUAUGUAAUGGAAGAUGGUAAAGUGGAGGUAACAAAAGAAGGCUUGAAGCUGUGCACUAUGGGGCCUGGGAAAGUGUUUGGAGAGCUUGCCAUUCUUUAUAAUUGCACACGAACGGCCACAGUGAAGACUCUAACCAAUGUGAAGUUAUGGGCCAUCGACAGGCAGUGCUUUCAGACCAUCAUGAUGAGGACUGGCCUGAUAAAACACGCAGAGUACAUGGAGUUUCUCAAAAGUGUUCCAACAUUCCAUAGUCUUCCAGAAGAAAUACUAAGCAAGCUGGCUGAUGUCCUCGAGGAGACGCAUUAUGAAGAGGGAGAUUAUAUAAUCAGACAGGGAGCCAGGGGAGACACCUUCUUCAUCAUUAGCAAAGGAAAGGUGACCGUGACCCGAGAGGACUCUGCCAGUCAGGAUACUAUGUACCUGCGCUCUUUGGUGAAGGGCGAUUGGUUCGGAGAGAAAGCCUUGCAAGGAGAGGACAUCAGGACAGCCAGCGUCAUUGCUGCAGAGACUGUUACAUGCCUAGUAAUUGACAGAGAAUCUUAUAAGCACCUUAUUGGAGGUUUGGAGGAUGUGUCCAACAAAGGAUCAGAAGAUGCAGAGGCUAAAGCAAAGUACGAUGCAGAGAAUGCCUUCUUCUUCAACCUGCACCUGUCAGACUUCAACAUCAUAGACACACUUGGAGUUGGAGGAUUUGGACGUGUCGAAUUGGUGCAGCUGAAGAGUGAUGAGUAUAAGACAUUUGCUAUGAAGAUCCUUAAGAAGCGCCACAUUGUAGACACCAGACAACAGGAGCACAUCCGCUCAGAGAAACUCAUAAUGCAGGAAGCUCAUUCAGACUUCAUCGUCAGACUAUACAGGACCUUUAAGGACAGUAAAUACUUGUAUAUGUUGAUGGAGGCGUGUCUGGGAGGGGAAUUAUGGACCAUCCUCAGAGACAGAGGUUCAUUUGAAGAUUCUACUACACGAUUUUACACGGCAUGUGUAGUGGAGGCUUUCGCCUAUCUGCAUUCCAAAGGCAUUAUUUACAGAGACCUCAAACCAGAAAACCUUAUACUGGACCACCGGGGCUAUGCCAAACUGGUGGACUUUGGCUUUGCUAAGAAGAUCGGAUUCGGUAAGAAGACUUGGACAUUCUGUGGUACACCAGAGUACGUAGCACCUGAGAUCAUUCUUAACAAAGGUCACGAUAUCUCAGCAGACUACUGGUCCUUGGGCAUCCUCAUGUAUGAACUACUAACAGGCAGCCCUCCUUUUUCAGGCCCUGACCCCAUGAAGACUUACAACAUCAUCCUUAGAGGCAUUGACAUGAUUGAGUUUCCAAAGAAGAUUACAAAAAAUGCUGCCAAUCUCAUUAAAAAGCUAUGCAGGGACACUCCUUCUGAAAGAUUAGGAAAUCUGAAAAAUGGCGUCAAGGAUAUUCAAAAGCACAAGUGGUUUGAAGGCUUUAACUGGGACGGAUUAAGGAAGGGAACGCUCACACCUCCAAUCAUCCCUACUGUCACAUCAGCUACAGACACAAGCAACUUUGACAGCUUUCCUGAGGACAAUGAGGACCCUCCUCCUGAUGAUAACUCUGGCUGGGAUAUAGAUUUCUAAAUCUGGACACUACAAGCAAAUCCACACCAAACUAAAGACCUGUUCCACUGUUGCCUGGAACAGAGCUGCUUCUUUUCGGACAGGCUGCAUUAAAAACUGCUUGAAGAGAAAGAAAGAAAGAAAGAAAGAAAGAGAGAGAGAGAGAGAGAGAGAGAGAGAGAGAGAGAGAGAGAGAGAGAGAGAACAGACCAAUUCGAGGGAAAGAAAAACAAUUAACUUUUUUGGUCUUGCAGGAGAGGAAUUAAAGUCCCCGUGGAUUUAUGGUACACUGGACUGCAUAUACAUCAGUCCUAAUGACAAAGGGGGGCAGGGUAAUAUAUUCAUAUUGUGUGUGUGUGUGUGUGUGUGUGUGUGUGUGUGUGUUUGUGUGUGUGUGUGUGUGUGCGCGCGCGCGCGCCUGCCACAAGCCCAUCUUCACAAAGGAUAUUGUGGAUAUGUUGUAGCAGGUUGUGACCUCAACUGUUUGCUUUUACUCCGUGAUUGGAAAGUCUUUUCUAACUCUUGUGCAGACUAUUCAGUACAGUGUGCUGCACAAAACUAAAUUCAAACACUACACAUAAAGGUCAGGAAUCUGGGUGUCCAGACAGGCCUGUAAGUUAUGAUUAUAGGUUAUUCCAAAACAUGUACAUAUUAAUAUAUUACCCUAAAAUGUUAUGCUUUAGCUGAUGAGGCAGACAGCUGUAUAAUAAUGUAAGAAAUACAUUAUUACAUUAUUGUUGAGUAAAAGUUAAGGUUGAAUGGUUUGUGAUGUAACCAGCCUGUUUAUCACAGCUCCCAGUCUGCCUCAGAUUCUUGACAUUAUUAAUAUAAUGUGCCCAAGAAGCUCACUGAAUUUAGGUAAUCGGUUUUGUUUAUAAUAUGAUACAGCCUGUUAUGCUGUGUUCACAUUACAAGGUUGAAGCUGGCCCAGGUUUUUUUUUUUUUUUACUUAAAUGUGGCAUAAAUCUAUUUCUUUGAUAUUUUUAGCUUAUUGCAUAUUACCUUAAAUCAUAAAAAUACAAAAAGUCAGAUUCUUUUAAAAAUAUUUAAAAAAAAAAAAUUCUUUUAAAGGUAUUUAACAUUAUGCAUGCACACUUCACUGCUGUCUCUGCUCUCACACCCACACACCUGUAAACACAGACGUGCCAGUACGAGACGGGGAAAAGCGCAAAAGCUAUGCAGCAGGACAUUUUCUGCCUUCUUAAUCUUAUCAUGAACAGCCAACAAGCUGCCUGUUGAGCACAUGAGCAAAUAAACUUUGUGCUGAUUUGAUUGCCUUGAUAAUGAUGGAUUGUCAAAAAUAUUUAGUUUAUGUUUACAGAGCAUGAUGAUCAUUAUUGGGUCGGAAAAAGGUGUGUGAGUGCUUCAGGGUCUGAUUACAUUAAUGACAGACACGGGUCACUAACUUACGAAUGUGAGCCAUCAAAGCUGAUCAGACCUAAGCAAAUAAAAAAUGGAAUUGAGCAAUAAGUCUUGUAAUGUGAACACAGCUGUAAGGCAAGGCUGAAGUGAGACAUAAUUGUUUGUCACCAGUAACCACUGUGAUCAGGCAGGUUUUUAACAGACCUCUGAAGUGAGCUUUGAGGAAUUGAGCUUUUAACAGCCUCAUAUCUGGGUGCAUCUACUGAUAUGAUCAAAUAGCUUUAGAUGAAUUCAGGUGUUUCACAGAUACAACAUUUUACUUUAAAAUGUGCUGACCAUAAAAAGAAACAGUGCCUUAAGUCAAUGGCAUCCUAAUCCUCUCUAUUGAUCUGUGUGCUGCACCAAAGCCUCAACGCUCACCAUAACAACACAACAAUUUCCUCUAAUACUGCAAGCAUAUUUUAGACAAUCUAUAGUGAAAAGUCACUUACCUUUUUUAACUUAAUCUGCACACAGCUUGACACUGUGAAAUUGGACAGAGACACAGAAUUACAUGUUGCUAAGGCAUGAUAAUACCGAUGCCUCAGUAUUUUUAUGUGGCUUGACCGGCAGCAUAGAUGAAAACUAAUAGCACUGCAUUUUCUGUUUCAUCCUGUUUGUGAAUUUGUACUGAGCUCCAGUAAUCAAUGCUGAAUAUUAUACCAUAUAGCAUACCAUGUCUUACGAAGCUGCAUUGAAGUGCCCUCCUCAUCCAAGUCCUCCCUUCUCUACUUACUGAUCUGACAUAGUCACUGCAACUAAUCCAAGAGGAGACGGCAAUCAUGAUUUGCAGUAAAUUGCAUCUAAUGCCUACUAUACAGCCCAAAAUGGACACAAUAUAAAACUAGGACAUUAUUUAUCUUUUUUUUUUUUUUUUUUUUGGUUUCUUUGGUUGUUUUGACUCCAGUGUUUGGCAAGGACAUGAUUCAUCUGUUAAAUAUCAGCAGUGUAAUUUCUACGUCCUUGAAAAUGUUCCAGCCCUGUAUAAGAAUAAUAAACAUUUCUUGAUUUGCAUAAAGAUUUGUUGUAAUAUUGUACAUGUUCAUCACAUUAAUUGUAAAGCUGUUCAGCCCUAGCAGGCAUUAGCAAUGGUAUUGAAAAACAUUAAUAUAUAAUGCCUUAGAUUAUACAAUAUUUGACAUUUCUUCAUGUAGUAAAAGAACCAGUCUUAAGUGUCUUAACUCUUUCAAAUGCCUUUACUGUCCAAAUCUGCACCACAUUUUUUUCUUUCUUUCUUUCUUUCUUUCUUUCUUUCUUUCUUUCUUUCUUUCUUUCUUUCUUUCUUUCCUUUUUUCUGAGUGGCGUGAAUUUUUUGCCAAAAUGUUUAUUUUAUAUGACUGUAUUCUGAGGUCCUUGUAGUGCAUUGCCACUUGGAGAGUGGCUGCUGUUAACUUUAUAAAGCUGAAAUAAAGUCAAAUUACUUUUAA